Messenger RNA from Chironomus riparius, 2313 nucleotides. Lineage: Eukaryota; Metazoa; Arthropoda; Insecta; Diptera; Chironomidae. The record is from the annotation of a GenBank genome assembly.
AUGUCGACAAGUGCGCAAGAGAACUACAGCCUCCGUUGGAACAAUCAUCAAUCGCACAUAUUGGAAUCAUUUGAUGCACUCUUGCAACAAAAUUCACUUGUUGAUGUGACUCUCGUAUGCGCUGAUCGUUCAUUACGUGCUCAUAAAGUUGUCCUUAGUGCAUGUUCGCCAUUUUUUGAGCGCGUCUUUAACGACACACCGUGUAAGCAUCCUGUAAUAGUACUUAAGGAUUUUAAAGGAUGGCUUGUUCAAGCUAUUGUUGAUUUUAUGUACCGAGGUGAAAUUUCCGUCCCACAGGAGCGAUUAAGUCAAUUGAUACAAGCCGGCGAGUCAUUACAAGUACGUGGACUUAUUGGAGCUGUACCGUACGCGAUUCCAUUAACAGGCAGCACAGCUGUAGCUGAUUUAAUUACAGAACGUGAAAAUUCUUGUAUAAGUCCAAUGCCGAGACGUAAACAGGCACGACCAAGACGAAGGUCGGGUGACUUGACUGGCGAAUUACAGCCACAAGAUUUAAGUAAUGGAAAUUUAAUUCCAAAAUGUGAGAAUGUUGAUGAUGUGAUUGAUACGGAUGAUGAUGAGGAUGCAGAACUUCAUGAGAUUGCCAAACGUGUUAGACAAAAUGGCAUUGGAUUGAGUCUAAGUGAACCAAAGGAUAAUGGACGUGAGAAUUGUGAGGAUUUGGAGAAUGAUGAUGAUGACGAUGUCUCGAUUAGUAAUAAUAAUAAUAAUAAUAACAAUAUCUUAAAUAAUAGCAGUAGUAAUAAAAGUAAUAGUAAAUUAAAUAAUGGAAUGGAUGAUGAGGAUGAAGAUGAGGAUGAUGAUGACAUAAAAUUACCUGACGGUGAGGAAAAAGAGAACCAACCGGACGGAGAUGUUUCGAUGCAGACAUCAGACGUUCCGGAAAAUUUAUGCACAAAAAAGUCACCAUCAUCAGCCUCGGAUAGCAUUGUGAAUGAUAAGAACAACAAUAAUGAUGGAAAUGGAAGUAAAAAGAGAUCGCAUUCACUGCCACAGGCACAUGACUUUCAUGAACGAUUCAUUUUAUCAUUAAAAGACUUAAGACAUCUCAGUCGAUAUCGUCAGGGUCCACCAGGACAUCCAUUUAAUGACAUUCUAUCACAUUUACCAAUUUCACCACCACCGAGCUUUCAAAUGUCUCAAAAUGAUCGACAUGAUAAUAAAGAUAAUAAUAUGAAGAUUGAAUCGGAUCAUUCAGAUGCUGAGACACCACCAUUCCCAGAUCAACUUGACUUACCACAUCCAAAUUACCAGCAGCAACAACAUGAGAAAAAUGUUCGUGAGAAUCAUCAAAAGCUUGCAGCACACAUGAUGAAUCAACAUAAUGCAAAUAUGUCACAAUUUCACCCACCUCCAUUCUCACAAGGCGAUGGACCAUCCCUAAGGGGUCAUGGACAUCCACAAGGUCAUCCGUCACAGUCACCCAUGUCAUUUCCAUCCGUAUCUGCAUUGACUCUAACCCCGCCGCACAUGUUUGGUCUAGACUCACCUCUUGGACUCUUCCCACCUGGCAUGGACCCAUCAAAGAUGUACAAUCCAUUAAUGGACCUUCCAGAUCAUCAUCCAGCUCACAGACAACUUCAUCCUGAUCACCAACCAUUCUUAAAGAAAAAAUUACAACGACCCAAGGGCCAACACAGUGCACCACGUGGUGGACCACCUCGAUCAUGGACAAAUGCAGAACUGACUGAAGCUCUCCAGCAUGUGUGGAAUAAGAAAAUGACAACAAGUCAAGCAUCGAGAAUAUUUGGCAUUCCAUACAACUCACUCCUCAUGUAUGUUCGUGGAAAGUAUGGAAAAAGUUUAAAACUUGAGCAGCUACGGAAAGAUUGCAUAAGUGGACCACCAAUUGAGAUGCUACAGAUGACACCGGGUGCACCUGGUGAGAAAAAGAAGGAAAAGGGUGAUGAUGGACGAGAUGAUGAUAUGCCAAGAAGAAAUUCCGACGGACAACCAGGCUCACAGCACGGUGGACCACGUAGAAGUCAAUCAAGUGAUCCAGAUCUAAUGAACCCACUUUUCAAUCCAUUCCCAGGUGGAUUUUACCCAGAUUUUCCAGGUGCUGGUGGAUUUUCAGGACUUCAAUUAAGCAUGCUGAAUCUUUUGCCACCAGAUGCUCGACUUCAUCAGCCUAUGAUGCCAAUGGUGAUAGAUGAUGACUGCAAAAGUGAUACAGGGUCUGUACAGUCACUCGAUGACUCAUUACCUUCAACACCGCUCAAUUUAAAUCGUGAAAAGAAUGGAAGUGCUCAAUCGGAGCCGUCACUGAGUCGUCAAAUGUUUCCGAACUGA